This is a messenger RNA of Microtus ochrogaster (prairie vole), 2813 nucleotides long. It is a transcript of the gene Diras1, whose product is annotated as DIRAS family GTPase 1. Gene Ontology annotation, cellular component: membrane. Gene Ontology annotation, molecular function: GTPase activity; GTP binding. The record is from RefSeq and is a predicted model, not a curated record. Gene Ontology annotation, biological process: signal transduction. NCBI's taxonomy places the organism in Eukaryota, Metazoa, Chordata, Mammalia, Rodentia, Cricetidae.
UGGGGCGGGGACAUCGGGACUGCGGCGGCGCGGACAGCAGCGCAGACGGGGACCACAGCGGCCCAGGGUCGGUCUGGGGUUCUAGCAGCCGGCCCUGUGCACCCAGCCGGCUUCGGAGAAGAUGCCGGAACAGAGCAACGACUACCGCGUGGUUGUGUUCGGUGCAGGCGGGGUGGGCAAGAGCUCGCUGGUGCUCCGCUUUGUGAAGGGGACGUUCCGUGACACCUACAUCCCUACCAUAGAGGACACGUACCGACAGGUGAUCAGCUGUGACAAGAGCGUGUGCACACUGCAGAUUACGGACACAACCGGCAGCCACCAGUUCCCCGCCAUGCAGCGGCUGUCCAUCUCCAAGGGCCACGCCUUCAUCCUGGUGUUCUCGGUGACCAGCAAGCAAUCGCUGGACGAGCUGAGCCCCAUCUACAAGCUGAUCGUACAGAUCAAGGGCAGCGUGGAGGACAUCCCCAUUAUGCUGGUGGGGAACAAGUGCGACGAGACGCAGCGGGAGGUGCACACCCGCGAGGCGCAGGCCGUGGCACAGGAGUGGAAGUGCGCCUUCAUGGAGACCUCGGCCAAGAUGAACUACAACGUGAAGGAGCUGUUCCAGGAGCUGCUGACGCUCGAGACGCGCCGCAGCGUCAGCCUCAGCGUGGACGGCAAGCGCUCCAGCAAGCAGAAGAGGGCUGACCGCAUCAAGGGCAAGUGCGCGCUCAUGUGAGCCGGCCAGAACCGGCUAGGGCCUCCAGGGCUCCUGCUCCCCUCCCCCUCCCUCUUUCCCUCCCUCCCUCCCUCCCUUUCUCCUCCUUCCCUCCUUCUCUUGCUCCUUCUCUCUACUCCCCUUCUUCUCUCCCUCUCCCUCCUCCCCUCUCCUUCUGCUCCUCCCCCCCCUCUUCCUACUCCUCCCUGCCCUCCUUCCUUCCCCCUGUCCUCCUCCUCUUCCCUCCUUCUUCCCUCCCUUCCCUCCCAUCCCAUUCUUCCUCUUACCCUCCCUCCGCUUCUUCCUUCUCCGUGGCUUCCUCCAUCUCUCUUCCCACACUACCAGCCCACAGUAGGGUUGAGCUCCACCCCAGUCCCUUCACACCUCCAUCCGCUAUCAACCCUUGCUGACACCUCCCUCUUUCUCUCUGUCCACGCCCCUCCCCCCGUUCUAUCUGUACCCCACAUUCCAGCAAGGACCAGAGAGGCUGCCUUGCCUCUUAGUCUCUGUCCCUUUCCAGGGGUGUUCCCAGUCACACCCACACCCUGUCCCCCACAUUCUAUCACUGUGACCUCUUACAUCUUAUUUCCUUCACCUGGUCCUGUCUGUUCCCUGUGACCCCUGACCUGAACCCUUCCCUGGGUCCAGAACACACCCAGUCUUCUCCUGCAGUACACCAGGGUGGAUGGGCCCACGGGCUGGGCCUCAGGCCACCAGGCAAUAAACAGAGCCUGCAGCAAUGCCCUGCCAGCCCCAAGCGCCACCCCUGGAGCAGCAGACACCCACAGCACAAGCCCAGGACUGUUCUCAGCAGAGGCACAAGGGGACCAGAGCCUGGAGCGUGGGAUGGCUGCCUGGAGGCUACCCAUCUGGACGCUGGCCUUCUACGGAGACAGUAGUGCCUCAACGGUGACCCCAAGUUGAGGUUUGGGGUGCUGAGGAAGGGUGCCCAACUGAGAGCCCAUUGGUGAAGCCCCCAUGUGGGGAGAUUGGGACUAGUUCCUGCUGCCGCAGGGCCCUGACAGACCCUGAGCGCCUCUGCUGGUUGUUCGUACCCAGAGACCGUUCCCCGCGUGUGCCCUGAGUCCCGGAGCCUCUGUGGUAUCUGCGAGACUGUCCAGGACACUUGAGUGGCACUGGCUCCUGGGCCUGUGUCCCACCCACAUGAGGGAGACUGUAGAAUCCUAUGUUCAUGUGACUUUGUGUGUGUGUGACGGGUGUGUGUUUGUCUUGGGAUGGAGUGUUUCUGUGCCAUUCUGUGCCCUUAGCGAGAGCACAGUGUGGAUGGUGGCCGGGAGAGCGGCCUGUGUGUGGCUGUGGAGGGCACCUAGACAUCGUGGUCUUCCUGUAUGGACUGUGUGUUCAGGAGUGGGCAGCAGUGGAUUUGACAGCCUGUCUGUUUGGCCUUCUGAGGAGCACCAGGUCCUGUUCCAGGCUGUGGCAAGCUGGCCUGUGGCUCAGUCAGCUAGUGUUGUGGAACAAGAGUCAGAGAUGCUGGCACUGGGCCUCAGUGCAUGUGGUCCUUACCUCUCGGGGACAGCAGGCCAGGCUGGGGCUGGGGCAAGCUGGGUCCUCUGUUGUGUGUGUGUGUGAGAGAGAGACAGAGAGAGACAGAGGGCCAGAGAGGCAGAAAGACAGCUGCAGCCGGAAGCCAAGGGGGGUCCAGACCUCAGUGGGGUCUCUGUCUCCUGCACACAGGGCAAAUCACAGCCUGAAGCCUGAGUCUGAGUGUAGCUGAGCCCUGAUCUCCAGCCAGGCCACGGCCCCCCCACAGCCGCCACCUGUUCCCUAGCCCCGGGAGCGGCUCCUGGCUGGACAGGGGGUCACAGCCCUUUCUCAGGGACACACCCUGAUAGCACAAUCUCUGGGCCACCCCAAGCCUCUCCUGGCUGGUGUUGCCCAUCCUGGGAACCACCAGGCUGGGUGGCAGGGGAGGCGGGAGCCCGCCCUGGCUGCCGGCCAACCUGCCCAGGCUUCUCUGGUGCUGGGGACCCCGCCAGGCCUCGCUUGCUGUGACCCACCCCUGCCCCCCGCAUGUGGGAGCCCCGCCCCGCGUGGGGUCUGUGUACCGUUCGCUGUAGACCUUGUCUUCCGCAAUAAACAUGUGGAUCCUGCC